AGGAGAGAGAGGCAGGAGAGAGGGAGGAGAGAGAGCCCAAGACAGAAUUAUUUGCCAGCUUGCUCAAAACAGAAGGAAUAGAUCGUCCUUCCAGUGCACACACUGAUGUGAGCAAAUACACAAACUUGCUCACUAAAAUACCAUACCACACAUACAGAUACACUCUGUGAGUCAUCACGCCGCCCUUCUCCACUUUACUCUCGGCCCGACCUGGCAGCUCUGAGUGAAUCUAGGCGAAAACCAAGUCGCUGCUAUUUUUAGCCCCACGAUGGUGGGGAUGGAUAAACGAAUGGACAGGAGCUGGGCACACGGAGGAGGGUAGAGAAGAGGGCAGGAACUGGGCAGCAUUGGGCUAUACCUCAGCCAACUUCGCAAAGCUGCUAGAGAAACUGACACAGAAACUGACACAGUAACAGUUUCUCUAGAUUUAUCCUUCUCACAAAUGAACAGUUCCUCUGGAUUUAUCCUUCUCACAAAUGAACAGUUCCUCUGGAUUUAUCCUUCUCACAAAUGAACAGUUCCUCUGGAUUUAUCCUUCUCACAAAUGAACAGUUCCUCUGGAUUUAUCCUUCUCACAAAUGAACAGUUCCUCUGGAUUUAUCCUUCUCACAAAUGAACAGUUCCUCUGGAUUUAUCCUUCUCACAAAUGAACAGUUCCUCUGGAUUUAUCCUUCUCACAAAUUAACAGUUCCUCUGGAUUUAUCCUUCUCACAAAUUAACAGUUCCUCUGGAUUUAUCCUUCUCACAAAUGAACAGUUCCUCUGGAUUUAUCCUUCUCACAAAUUAACAGUUCCUCUGGAUUUAUCCUUCUCACAAAUUAACAGUUCCUCUGGAUUUAUCCUUCUCACAAAUGAACAGUUCCUCUGGAUUUAUCCUUCUCACAAAUUAACAGUUCCUCUGGAUUUAUCCUUCUCACAAAUUAACAGUUCCUCUGGAUUUAUCCUUCUCAUUUGAUCAUUUGUUAGGUUUCUUUAGAUUGUUCUUGGGUAAUGCCCCGUAAUGGAAUGUAGCGUGGCUACAAGAGCUCUUGGAGUUUUAUUUUUCCCGGGAUUGGGAACGGGAUCGUUGGAGCGCUCUCUCAGCGUUCCCUCUCCGGGGAAUCUCGUUGCUCUGAUAAUGUCAAGCCACAGAAGCAGGUGUCUCUGAAGAUUUAAAAAAAAAAUACUCUCUCUCACACAGAAUUCAGGAUGCGGCGUUUCGACAAGCUCAUAAUGUCGUUCCCUUUCCUGGCCCACUUCCAUGUGUACAGAAAGCUGGGCAGUAGCAUGCAGUCUGAGGAGGGCACAGAAUGGCUCCUGGAGCUGCUGAUGGAGGUGCAGCUGCAGCAGUACCUUUUGCGUAUCCGUGACGACCUUAACGUGACGCUCAUCUCCCACUUCGACUACGUCAAAAACGAGGACCUGGAGAAGAUUGGCAUGGGGCGGCCCGGGCAGAGACGGCUGUGGGAGGCGGUCAAGAGGAGGAAAGCCAUGUCCAAGCGCAAGUCCUGGAUGAGCAAGGUGUUCAGCGGGAAGCGGCCGGACGGUGGGGACUUCCAGCAGGCGGCCCCCACCUCCUCCUUCCGCAAGCUGUCCCCUACGCCGCACCCCCAGCAGCAGACACUCAGCUGUCUGAUCAGUGAGAAGGAUCUGGUCCUCUUCCAGAAGCUGGGCGAAGGCUCCUUCGGCGUGGUCAAAAGGGGCGAGUGGUUCAUGCCCGCUGGGAAAGUGUUGGAGGUAGCAGUAAAGUGUUUAAAGACAGACGUUCUGAGUCAACCGGACGCUCUGGACGACUUCAUCUGCGAGGUGAACGCCAUGCACUCCCUGGAUCACCAGAACCUCAUCAGGCUGUACGGGGUGGUGCUCACACGCCCCAUGAAGAUGGUGACUGAACUAGCCCCGCUGGGCUCCCUGCUGGACCAUCUGCGCUGCGUUCCGACGCAGGGCCCCAUUCUCAUCCACACGCUGUGCCAGUACGCCGUGCAGGUGGCGUGCGGCAUGGCCUACCUGGAGCAGCGCCGCUUCAUCCACCGCGACUUGGCCACCCGCAACAUCCUGCUGGCGUCGGCCGAGACGGUGAAGAUCGGCGACUUCGGCCUGAUGCGAGCGCUACCCAACAACCACGAGCACUACGUGAUGCAGGAGCACCGCAAGGUGCCGUUCGCCUGGUGUGCCCCUGAGAGCCUGAAGACACGGACGUUCUCCCACGCUACAGACACCUGGAUGUUCGGGGUGACGCUGUGGGAGAUGUGUACCCACGGACAGGAGCCCUGGCUGGGUCUCAACGGCAGCCAGAUCUUACACAAGAUAGACAAGGAGGGUGAGCGUCUGUCCAAGCCAGAGGACUGUCCCCAGGACCUCUACAACGUCAUGCUGCAGUGCUGGGCCCAGAAACCUGACGACAGGCCCACAUUCCUCGCCCUCAGGGAGUUCCUGCUCGAGACCAUGCCAACAGACAUGUGUGCGCUGCAGGACUUUGAUGAGGCUGACAAGCUUCAGAUUCAGGUUGACGACGUCAUCACCAUCAUCGAGGGCAGAGCGGAGAACUACUGGUGGCGGGGCCAGAACAAACGCACACUGAAGGUGGGCCAGUUCCCCAGGAACGUGGUGACCUCCGUUGCGGGCCUGUCGGCCCACGACAUCAGCAGGCCCCUUAAACACAGCUUCAUCCACACUGGCCAUGGAGACUCCGACCCACACCGCUGCUGGGGCUUCCCAGACCGCAUUGACGAUCUGUACUUAGGAAACCCCAUGGACCCACCAGAUGUCUUGGGGUUGGACCUCAAUGCUGCCCGGCCCACUCAGCUACUGGGACGAGCAAAAAAGCCAUGCUACGACUCAGUGACUGAGGACGAGGAGCUGACCGCCUCAGGCCUCAAGAGGCUGUCGCUACGGAAAGCAAGUUCCAUCCUCAAGCUCAAACCCGCCGCCUGGGUCUCCGCCUCCAAACAGGGGGAACGGACUACGGGUUCAGGCCACACCCCCAGCAAGGUGUCGCUCAUCGACUUUGAGCAGGAGUUUCCCCCGGCCACACCCUCUCCCUCCCCAGUGGCGGAGCUACAGUUGCCCUCAUUGGUCAAGCUGGCCCUGGAGGCGGAGUCUAUUCUGGACAGGACUCCUCCUCAGAGCCCAUGGUGCUCGCUGCCUUGCCCUUUACACCCCACGCCAGUGGUGGACUGGGACGCCCGCCCCUUACCUCCACCUCCUGCGUACGAUGACGUGGCGCAGGACGAGGAGGACAUGGAGGUGAGCACCAUCAACAGCUUGGAGCAGCGACAGCAGGGGGGGAUGGGUGAGAGCCACAGCCCCACGGAGGCCAUCCCGGCUGGGGAGGAGGGGAAACCCCUGGGGGACAACCUCUUCUUACCCUCCCAGCUGGACCAGGCCUACACAUCCUUCUCCCAGUCAGCAGAGAUCUUUCAGGAGCUCCAGCAGGAGUGCAUGAGGAGGCUCAAUGUGCCCACAGGAGGAGUUCCCCAGCCCCCCUCUCCGUCACCGAGCUCAGGCCUCCAGUCCAUAGACGUGCACCGCCAUAUCGUCCUGUCCUUCUCCGAGGACAAGCCCCAGAUCCCUCCCCGCAUUCCCAUCCCUCCUCGCCCCGUCAAACGAGGGGACUACACCUGCUGGUCCGGUGACCUCUCCCUGUCCCCGACUCCACCUUCAGAGGAAGUCCAGGACCGGCCCCCUCAGAUCCCCCCACGGAACCCCCUGUCCCAGCCAGGCUCACGCACCCCCAGUCCCAUGGGGCUCCAGGUGGGCUCCCCCCAGCAGAGGACAAUGGUUUGCCCCAGCGCCCCUCCUCCGGCCACAUACGGAUCCUACCUCUCCACGUCCCCGGGGAUGAUCAUGCCCACUACGCACAGCUUUGCCUCGGACCCAAAAUACGCCGCGCUCAAGGUCAUCCAAGCACAAGCCCAGGGUAAGGACCUGGCCAAGGGGCCAUGCAUCCUGCCCAUUGUCCGCGACGGCCGCAAAGUCAGCAACACGCAUUACUACCUCCUGCCCGAGAGGCCGCCUUACCUGGACCGCUACGACCGCUUCUUCAGGGAAGCAGGAAACAUGCCGACCGGUGGCGGCGGUGGGAUCUGUGAGGAGAGGCAGCAGGCCAACACGGCCACGGUCAGGCCCAUGGUGGUGAACCAGCAGCAGCAGAGCAAAGGAGGAGAUAUCAAGGCCAACUUCUCCAACAACAACAGCAGCCUGGGCUGCCGGCCGGGCAUUAAGGCCUCCAUCAGCCUGCCUAGGGUCAGCUCUGAGGGGUCAGCCAGCAGGGCAGCGGGUGGAAUCACAACAGACCAGGUCAAGAUGGUGCAGGAGGCGGUACAUGGCGUGACUGUAGAGGAGUGUCAGACAGCCCUCCAGAACCACAACUGGAACGUGCAGAAAGCUGUGCACCACCUCAAGGUUGAGCAGCUGUUCUGUCUUGGCCUGAAGACCAGGCUGGAGUGUCUCAAGAUGCUGGAGAUGUACAACUGGAACCUGGAAGUGGCCAGCACUCAGCUCCUGGACUCCUACAGCUCUGUCACGCAAAGGCGGUGACCGAUGCUAGGAGCAACAGCAGAACUUUUUUUAUUUGUCAUCUGUCUUUGAGGGGACGGAGUCUGCUACCAUCCCUCUUUUCUGACUUGCCAGACACGCCCCUUAAGAAGACGGGGAUUUGAGUGUGAACCUGGGGUACAUUUGACUGUGUGAUGGGCCAUGGCUGCAGUCUUGCCUACUGUACACUGAGACCUAGAUAGGUGGUUUCCAUGUGGUUGAUACCAUUCCAUUGACUCCAUUUCAGACAUUAUUAUGAGCCGUCCUCCCCUCAGCAGCCUCCACUUAGGACCAGGGGGUUAGCCUCCACACUGAGGACCAGGAGGCUAGCCUCCACACUGAGGCCCAGGGGGCUAGCCUCCACACUGAGGCCCAGGGGGCUAGCCUCCACACUGAGGCCCAGGGGGCUAGCCUCCACACUGAGGACCAGGGGGCUAGCCUCCACACUGAGACCCAGGGGGCUAGCCUCCACUGAGGCCCAGGGGGCUAGCCUCCACACUGAGGACCAGGGGGCUAGCCUCUGAGGAGCAGGAGGCUAGCCUCUGAGGAGCAGGAGGCUAGCCUCCACACUGAGGACCAGGGGGCUAGCCUCUACACUGAGGACCAGGAGGCUAGCCUCCACACUGAGGCCCAGCGGGCUAGCCUCCACACUGAGGCCCAGGAGUCUAGCCUCCACACUGAGGACCAGGAGGCUAGCCUCUGAGGAGCAGGAGGCUAGCCUCCACACUGAGGACCAGGGGGCUAGCCUCUACACUGAGGACCAGGAGGCUAGCCUCCACACUGAGGACCAGGAGGCCAGCCUCCACACUGAGGACCAGGAGGCUAGCCUCCAUACUGUGGACCUGGAGGCUAGCCUCUACACUGUGGACCUGGAGGCUAGCCUCCACACUGUGGACCUGGAAGCUAGCCUCCACUGAGGACCUGGAAGCUAGCCUCCACUGAGGACCUAGAGGCUAGCCUCCACGAAGGAGCCUCCCGUUCUACCACCGAAUAUGAGUAGAAGUCGACUUAGAAUGCAGGUAGUGGAACCAUACUCUUAAAGGGACCAUGGUGUCUGCUGGUUCCUACCCUAUACCCAACACUGAAGAAAAAACAUCCUCUUUUUCACUGCUGGUCUCCCCGAUUCAGUUAUAUCACUGCCACAAUACACCAUUGACCAACUAGACUGACCUCUUUUGUGUUAUUACUGACAUAUGAAUCAGGGGAGCACUCCCCUACUGUAUGUGAGCUUUGCUAAGCUCCUCGGAUUGGACAGGGGCUUGUUUUAGCGAGGUCAGCAUCUUUCUGCUGCGCCGCCCGCCCGCCCUCCCAGGCUCUACUGUGUUUUAGCAGAGGACAAAGUUCACAAAGCCCAUAGAGAGAACGAAUACAAGAGAGGGGAAGGAGAGAAAAAAAUGCAGCUGGUCUACUUUUAAGUCGACUCCUUUUUUUAUUUUCUAUUUUAGAGAUUUCGACUUGAUUUAUAAUAUUAAGGAGAGGAGAUAACAGAUUUUUUUUAAUGCACACAAACGGUUACAUACAUGAAUAGUUAUAGUUAUAUAUUUGCAGCGAAUAUGUGCUAGAAGUUGGUAUUUUUAGUUUUUAGUGUUUUUAAUAUAUUUUGGGUUUUGCACCGGUUGUUUGAAAAGGGGGACAUAUUGAAAACAUUCAAUUCUUGAGAUAUAAAAAAAUAUAUAUAUUUUGUCAGUUAUUAAAGCCAUGUAUGUUAUGCUUUCCUUGACUCGAGUUCACUUAUGUUUGUCAGUGACAUCAACUGGACGUUAGUCUCAGACAAUAAAGUGUAUAACCUAGA
Oncorhynchus tshawytscha (Chinook salmon) is the source of this 6306-nucleotide messenger RNA. Its product is annotated as activated CDC42 kinase 1. The record is from RefSeq and is a predicted model, not a curated record. The transcript has 15 exons. Lineage: Eukaryota; Metazoa; Chordata; Actinopteri; Salmoniformes; Salmonidae. Gene Ontology annotation, cellular component: extrinsic component of cytoplasmic side of plasma membrane. Gene Ontology annotation, biological process: signal transduction; regulation of keratinocyte differentiation; negative regulation of epidermal growth factor receptor signaling pathway. The coding region runs from base 1188 to 4517 and encodes 1109 amino acids. Gene Ontology annotation, molecular function: protein binding; protein serine/threonine/tyrosine kinase activity; ATP binding.